GUCAGCCUCUGGGUUGGCGAGCACCACCUUUGGGCCAUGGCCGCAUCUGGGGAACCGGGCCGGCAGUGGCAGGAGGAGGUGGCCGCGGUGGUAGUGGUGGGCUCCUGCAUGACCGACCUGGUCAGGUCAUUCCUUCCUUUGGUGUGAAUCAUCGCUGAGAAUCUGUAACAAGCACAUCAUUGUCAAGAAGCUAAAAGCAAUUGAUUAGUUGUUCUGAUAACACCUGUCAGUGAAAUAACUCCGAGCACAAAACCCAGGCAUUUAAGGAGUUGACAAGUAUUAUUAAAACUGUUUUGCAAGAGAAGAAGCUGGUUCAAAGAGGGAAAAGCUGUCAAAGUCUUACUUCUCGUUUGCCAAAAACCGGAGAAACCAUCCAUGGACAUAAGUUUUUUAUUGGCUUUGGAGGGAAAGGUGCCAACCAGUGUGUCCAAGCUGCCAGGCUUGGAGCAAAGACAUCCAUGGUAUGCAAGGUUGGCAAAGAUUCUUUUGGCAAAGACUACAUAGAAAACUUAAAACAGAACGAUAUUUCUACAGAAUUUACAUAUCAGACUCAAGAUGCUGCUACGGGAACUGCGUCUAUAAUUGUCAAUAAUGAAGGCCAGAAUAUCAUCGUUAUAGUAGCUGGAGCAAAUUUACUUUUGAAUACUGAAGACCUGAGGGAAGCAGCCAGGACCAUUAGCAGAGCCAAAGUCAUGAUCUGCCAGUUAGAAAUAACUCCAGAAACGUCUUUGGAAGCCCUGACAAUGGCCCACAGCAAUGGAGUGAAAACAUUGUUCAAUCCAGCUCCUGCUGUUGCUGACCUGGACCCUCGCUUCUACACCCUCUCAGAUGUGUUCUGCUGCAAUGAAACUGAGGCUGAGAUCCUAACUGGCCUGGCGGUCGGCAGCCCUGCAGAUGCCGGGCAGGCUGCACAGGUGCUUGUGGAAAGGGGCUGCCACGUGGUCAUCGUCACCUUAGGUGCUGAAGGAUGUGUGAUGCUGUCCCAGACAGAACCCGUGCCAAAGCACAUUCCCACCGAGAAAGUCAAGGCUGUGGAUACCACGACUCUUUCUGUUGAAGUGAUCUACAGUGUCUAUCUUUCCAUCAAUAUCUCACUGUCUGAUUACUAUAUCUUAUGGGCGCUGGUGACAGUUUUGUGGGGGCUUUGGCCUUCUACCUGGCUUACUACCCAAGUCUGUCCUUGGAAGAAAUGCUCAAGAGAUCCAAUUUCAUCGCGGCGGUCAGUGUCCGGGCCGCAGGAACACAGUCUUCUUAUCCAUACAAAAAAGACCUGCCACUUGAUCUGUUUUGAUUGCUACUAACCCUAAAAUAAAUGUACUUGGGGGAGGGAGGUGGCCUCUCUUAGCUAGCAGCUUACUAUCAAAUAGCCUCUUCUUUCUUUGCAAAUAUGUUCAUUUGUGAAGUCAUCCUCAGCCUUUACUCUUUUAUAAUGAUUUCUUCACUUUUCAUGUAUUUACAAGAGCCACCCAAAAUUAAGGAUGCCAUGACCAGGACCUGUACAAACAUUACCACGAUGAGGAACCAGCAAACUCACUUGCCAACAGAUCCUGAAUGCCGUACGUCCACCACAGGGCAGGGCUUGUGGACAACAAUGUCUAGAGUCCGAGCAGAGAAUGUUAAAUAAGGGAAGGGUCACAUGAAUUGGACUGUUCAAGCUGUUCCUAAGAGAGACAGUUGAUAUUUGGUGCUGGUGUUGUCAAAGCUUCUGUUUUGUGAGAGAAGCCAGAAGUUUGGAUGUUUAUUGAAAUUUUUUCAAUGUUUAAGUAUCAGCAAUUGAUUUUUGAAAAAUGUAAACACCACCUGUGGGCCACAUUCAGCUCAUGUGCUGAAUAGACAAGUCAUUUGUUAAGCCAGAUUUUAAGUUGUUGUUUUGCUUUUUUCAAUGGCGACUCAUUUAUGUCACAGACCCUUUAUAGCAGGCUUAGCUGGGACCAGGUGAAGGAUUUUUCUUGUAACCCAAAACCACUAUGCAUAGUUUCAACCGAAAAAUAGCCAAGAUCUCACCUAUUAUUGCUUUGAACCAAAGCUUUAACAACAGAUGCCAGAAAAUAGCUGAUCGACUCUAAUGCCACAAGCCCCCGAAACUCAACAACUGUCUACAUCUAAUUCCAACUUCAGAAAGCUAUGCUUGCAUGUCCUCCCUAGACAGACUGGGCCAUGGAGAGGGAACACCUUGGUAACACCAAUGUUACCUUGAAACAUUGGUUUCAUCCUUCUUGAGGCCAUGGUAGGCACACCAUCAUUCUAUAUAAAUGCUUUAAACGGUGUAGGAUAUGAACCAGCAGAACUCAAAAUAAAAGCUGAUCCUUCUUACAUUGUCAGAAAUGUGAUAAGGAGAAAACUGAGUAUUUCUGAAAAUCUGUAGGAAAUAGCUUGAGUGAGAAAGUAUCUGGAUCUGGGUAAGGCAGUCUUACCUCACCUGAACAUUAGGGAUUAGUGGAAUUUCCACUGGUUGGCUGUGUGGGACCAUGCCCCAAAAGCCCUAGCCGUGGCUCUAUGGAAAUACACUAUAGCUAUUCUUUAAAAAAAAAAAAGGAAAUCUAGAAGAUAAAGGGAGUCCAAAGCAUUCCUAGAAACUCCUAGAUACUGCUUCAGUAUCUACUCAGUGACCGGAGUUUGAGAAUAUGGACCAAUGGCAUUUUUCCUAAUUAUAUAAGCACAAAACAGAAGUUCUCACAGUUUCUUUUGUGUUACAAGGCUGGCCCCCUUAUUCCUGUUCACCAUUACCCUCUCUGUUAUUUCAUGGGAGUUUUUUCAAGAUCACUCUAUAGAGUGACUCUGCCUUUCCUAUGAGGUA
Messenger RNA from Zalophus californianus (California sea lion), 2797 nucleotides. It is a transcript of the gene RBKS, whose product is annotated as ribokinase. The record is from RefSeq and is a predicted model, not a curated record. Gene Ontology annotation, molecular function: ribokinase activity. NCBI's taxonomy places the organism in Eukaryota, Metazoa, Chordata, Mammalia, Carnivora, Otariidae. Gene Ontology annotation, biological process: D-ribose metabolic process. Bases 459 to 1301 code for a protein of 280 amino acids. The transcript has 10 exons.